AUAAAAGUUGAAGGUCUCUGGGAUUUUCUUGCAUUCUUACUUUCUGCAGCCUCUUGUUCUUAUCUGAAAGAAAAAUGAACGGAUUUGCUGCAGUCCUCGUUUUGCUGGGAGUCUUUUGGACUCAGACUUCUGCAUUGGAGACUUUUACCCUGCAAGAACCUCAAAAUGACUAUGUCACUGGAACUAUGACUAUUGACAACGAGAAGCACAUUGUUGAUGUCCAUGUCCGUUCUGGCCUGUACUCCUCUGAUACCAUUUUUGACUACGUGCAUGGAUAUAUUGCAACAAGAUUAUUUUCACGAAAUGCCUGCUUUAUCAUGAAAAUAAAUAAGGAAUACAUCCCAGAUCUGGAAGAAAUGGGACGGCUGGCUUUUGAGAGACAGACUAUGAACACAGUAUACUCUCCAUAUAGUGUGUGGGUACAGUUUCAAUCGGGCCAUUCCAGACUUGGACGUAUGAAAGACUGGCUUGUCUACGGUAAAGCCAUUGAACAACUCUGCACGGGUCUUCCUCUCUACCAGCUUGCAGAAACUCAACCACUAAUCAAUGCUAAUGGCUGUGCCAAUGCAGGAGUUCCAAGCAUUUUGGGCAUUAAAAUCUGUGAAAAAAUCAAUUAGGCUGGAUCUUGACAAUUCUGCUGUAUGGAAACAGCUUGUUUCUUGGCAUGCUUUUGUGAUGGGAGAUGUUCUCCAACUGGAACAAAACUUGG
This is a messenger RNA of Chroicocephalus ridibundus (black-headed gull), 709 nucleotides long. RefSeq names its product gastrokine 2 (gene GKN2). Gene Ontology annotation, biological process: regulation of cell population proliferation. The record is from RefSeq and is a predicted model, not a curated record. The coding region runs from base 75 to 617 and encodes 180 amino acids. Lineage: Eukaryota; Metazoa; Chordata; Aves; Charadriiformes; Laridae. The transcript is spliced from 6 exons.